This is a messenger RNA of Ostrinia nubilalis (European corn borer), 7723 nucleotides long. RefSeq names its product alpha-(1,3)-fucosyltransferase C-like. Bases 49 to 1260 code for a protein of 403 amino acids. Gene Ontology annotation, molecular function: fucosyltransferase activity. The transcript is spliced from 2 exons. Gene Ontology annotation, cellular component: membrane. Lineage: Eukaryota; Metazoa; Arthropoda; Insecta; Lepidoptera; Crambidae. The record is from RefSeq and is a predicted model, not a curated record.
UCUAAAACAUAACACGCGUGGCCUCUGAGCGUUGAGCAAGUGCGUUAAAUGAGUCUAAUGCGCGUUCACAUUAAAAAAGCCAUUGCCAUCGGGGCAUUCGGCACCUGUGCUAUUGUUCUUUUCAUACAUAUUUUUUACAAGUAUUCGACGUUAAACGAAAGUGAACCUUACUGGAUGAUCAAAAGUGAUUUUAUCUUAUCCAACGAUACAAAUUUAAAGUACAUUUUACAAUGGACGUCGCCCUCAACUGAUCCGUUCGUUUAUAUGGGAGUCGGCCAAGAAGUUUUUAAGCGACGGAACUGUACUUACACGAACUGUGUGAUUACUGCCUACAGAUCCCUGCUUGACCUGCAGGAAUAUGAUGCUAUAAUAUUUCACGGACCAGAAGUCGUGCGUAUGCAAAACAAAGAUCUGCCACAGAAGAGGUCAGCGCACCAGAAGUAUGUUUUUGCAUCAAUGGAAUCAUCACACUACUACCCAGUCUGUUCAAGAAGGUUUGACGAUUACUUCAAUUGGACUUGGACGUUUAGACUGGACUCUGUUUUGCGGUGGUCGUAUAUAACGGUAUGGGAUUCGAAAAAUAAUGUUAUCGGGCCCGAAAAGAACAUGCACUGGAUCAAGCCUGAAGAGAUGGACCCUGUCAGUGAGAGGUUCAAGCAGAAGUUGAUGUCCAAGACGAAAGCGGCUGUAUGGUUCGUUUCCAAUUGCGCCGACAAAUCUGGACGCUUAAGAUUUGCUGAAAAACUGAAAGAUACACUUAAAGAGUAUAAUCUUGAGCUCGAUAUAAUUGGAGCUUGUGGAUCAAAUUCUUGUCCUAGAUCAAAGAGAGAUGAGUGCAAUAAAAUGGUUGGCGAAAGAUACUUCUUUUACUUGUCGUUUGAGAAUUCAUUUAAUAAGGAUUAUGUAACAGAAAAAUUGCUGACUGCACUAAAUAAUGAUGUGGUACCCAUCGUGUAUGGUUUCGCCAAUUAUACAAGGUUCAUGCCCGACGGAAGUUACUUGAAUGCUCGGGAGCUGGGCGUGACAAAUCUGGCACAGAUGAUGGCCGAUAUCAUUAGAGACCCAGAACGGUAUGCCAACUUCUUCAGAUGGAAGAACCAUUAUUCGUACAACUAUAAGGAUCCAAAUCCCGACAGCAACUCUUACUGCCAAAUGUGUGCCCUGAUGAACGAUGAAGAAAAAAUUGGAGAGACAACAAUUGUACAUAAUUUUAGAGACUGGUGGGAUACUUGGGACAUUCCUGGAUUAUGUGAUAGCUAAAAUAUUUUAUAGUUGUCAUAGUACGCAGGACUGACGGCCGAUGGGGCAGCAAGGUUCUGGAGUGGACGCCACGUACUGGAAAACGCAGCGUGGGACGUGGACCGAUGACUUAAAGGUAGCAGGAAGGCGCUGGAUGCAGCAGGCAGCUACCAACCGGGUGAUAUUGGAAAUCAUUGAAGGAGGCCUAUAUUCAGCAGUGGACGUCCUGUUGCUGAAAUGAUGAUGAUGAUGAUGAAGUUAUUUUAUAGUCUAAUGGUAAUAAUUAUUAUUUGCAAUCUACAUAGCGUUUACAUUUGUGGCAAAAUUUUGUGCUCUGAAUAAGUUAUAUCUUGUAAGUAGUCCCAAUGAAUGCUUUAACGACGGUGUAGAGAGAAAUCCGUGGAACACAAUUUUUGACCUCGGGAUUUUAUUUAGACUAGUUAGGAGGUGAACAUAGCAAAAGUCCCCGCCCUUAGCCCUUGAGCCGGCGGGGCAAGGGGGGUUUAAAGGUACCACUUUUCGGUUUUUCGCUUAUUCCUAGGAAACUAUGCGUUCUAGUGACAUGACUACUAUGAACCAAAAAAAGCUUAUUCAAUUUUCUACAGGUGAGAUAGUCAAGUUUUUCUAUAUCUUGUAUAGUUUUCGCGGCAUCUGCUCUCGAAGGUUUGUAAUAUUGGUAUUUUUAUUUUUGUCUUACAUGUUCCCAACAGGAGAAAAUCGACUAAAUCAAUAUUGAGCAAACAUUCUAGACAUGCGGGAGUAUGUUAAGCCUAGUUUCAGGGAGGAGACUGCACUGUGCGAAUAUUUAGACGAACCACUUGGAGCCACUUUUGAUUCCUCAUCACUCAAAAACUACUGUGCAUUAACACUUCAAAGGCACAUGAGUUGAGACUUGCAAGAUAAAUAUCGGCUUCAAAUUUCAUAAAUAUACCUCAAACGGUUAUUUAGAUAUUAACGUUCAAAAAUCGAAAUUUAGUAUACUAAAAUCUAUCUAUCACCUGUGAAAUGUUAAAAUUUACUGGUUUUUUAUUUGUUCCUUUGUAUUUACACAUCUACUUAUCUGGAUGCCAAAUAUGAACCUUCAAGGUCCUCUGGAAGUGGUUAGAAUUUGAUCUAUAGGUCAGACAUGUAGAUUUUUGGACGUCAAUACCUAAAGAACCGUUUGAGAUAUACAUAUAUUAGGGUGGAGCACGGUUGUAUGGGAAAAAAAAUUUUUUUAGUUUCGCAGUUCUAAUAGGGGGGGAUUUGUGCCUUAUAUGAAAGUAUAAAUAACUGUAAUUUUUUAUCCCAUUUAAUGAAUAUCUUCUGCCUCCGCAGUGACUUCAAAAUUUUAAAAUUUUAUUUAAAGAUGAAAGUCGUCUAAGGUGAAAUAUUGCGCUCUAUUUAUUAGUAAGAAGGUAUUAAAUGACAGAUAAUUUAUAGAUUAGAUAUUUACUAAGGUAAUAUAACAAGAAAUACAUACAAGAAUUAGAUAAAUUACUUUAAUUAUUAUGCUUGAAAAUCCUUUUUUGAUCAAAAUUUAGGCAUCACGUUUCGCGAUUCCAACUUGACUUUUAUUGCACCUUAUUAGUGACUUUCUGGAUGCAGUGAGAAAUAGAAUCUUUGAUCGUAAUCUUCACAGGUCCCUCAACAGCUUGAGUGAGGUAGAGAAGCCUUAAAACAAAGGUUUGCUCUCACCACCAGAUUUGACAAUGUGCUGAAUUUCUUAGUCAAAUAAAUAUCUCAAAAGCGGCUGUUUGGUUAAGUAAAUUAAAUAAAUAUAUAAAAUAGCAUUAAAGUGUAUCACUAGUACUUAAAAAAUUCUAGGUAUUGAAGGGUGACUCGUACUGUGUGACUUUAGUAUGCGACGAGCGGCCAGCUCUCUGACAUCGUAAGAAGACUGCUAUCAGGAUACUCGUAAUAGCUUUUUCUCCGGGUAACUAGUUCUUUAAUCUUUCAUAGGGUAUCUGGCAGGCCUCUCGAGGCCAUAAUAAUAUUAAACAUAUGACGGGUGCCAUCUUUGCAUGAUGGUUUUGUCUUAAUCAAAAACCAGGAAGAAGCAUAGACUUUAACCACAAUAGUAGCCAGAGGUAUCAAAAUUUCUAUUGGAUUUUAAGUUUCUACAAUGCAAACGUAGUAUUCGGUACGCUCGUGUGAUCUAACGGGCAUGUUCCAAUUCACCAGGAGAAAUUAUUGCGAGAUUUUGUGAGAAUACGCCUAAUUACCGCCGACGCAAUUUUAUGCAAGUUCUGCUGAUCAGUACUCAGAUAAUUGGCCAUUUCUGAUCACAUUUGUCCUUCAAUUUCUUCAAAUUUAUAGAUAGGCAGUUUCUCACAUGUUUCCAGAGCUUUUCCAGUAGACUAUCUGACAAAGACGCGAGUCGCGAAAAGGGCCAGAAAAAUUCUCUUCUCGCGCUCUCUCACGCCCUUAUAAAAAUUAUAAACCCAAAGCCUGGCUUUUUUGUGUAUUUUACAUUGAAAAUAUAGCAUAUCAGUAAACGAUUUGUGAUAAUAAAAUUGUAUUCUUAUUUAAAUAUUGCAGCGCCUAAGUGAGGUCUAAAACCAACUUUUUCUAUAAAUUCAGUGUCGAUGCGGAGGCAGUUACUCUAAACCGAAUUGAUUAAUAUGUUGCAUGACUUAAUUUAAGCCCUAAAGGCACAAAAUUUUGACUAUUACAUUACAGAUAUCUGAAAAAAAAAAUUUUCGCUCCACCCUAAUAUAUAUAUGAAAUUUGAAGCUGAUGUUUAUCUUGCAAGUUUCAACACAUGUGCCAAAUUUGAGGUGUUAAUGCACAGUAGUUUUUGAGUGAUGAGGAUUCAAAAGUGGCUCCAAGUGGUUCGUCUAAAUAUUCGCACGGUGCAGUUCCCUCCCUAAAACUAGGCUUAACAUACUCCCGCAUGUCUAGAAUGUUUGCUCAAUAUUGAUUUAGUCGAUUUUCUCCUGAUGGGAACAUGUAAGACAAAAAUAAAAUUUCCAAUAUUACAGACCUUCUAGAGCAGAUGCCGCGAAAACUAUACAAGAUAUAGAAAAAAAUUACUAUCUCACCUGUAGCAAAUUGAAUAAGCUUUUUUUGGUUCAUAGUAGUCAUGUCACUAGGACACAUAGUUUCAGAGGAUUAAGCGAAAAACCGAAAAGUGGUACCUUUAAACCCCCCUCUCCCCGCCGGCUCAAGGGCUAAGGGCGGGGACUUUUGCUAUGUUCACCUCCUAACUAGUCUAAAUAAAGUCCCGAAGUCAAAAAUUGUGUUCCACGGUUUUCCAUCUAUAAUGCUUUAUUGACUGGACUAAAGUAAUUAUGUGGUCUUUUUAGAACCCAUUUAUUGUUAACAUCGAAUGGUAUGGACAGAGUAAUUUGUUUUUUCUAUGGUAUGGAUGGAUGAAAUAAGUAAUAUUAAACAAAUAGUUACAAGUAACCACAAUGAUAUACCUACCUAUUUAUAUUUAUAUCAGUACUUCAACUACGAUGUUAACUAACAACACUAGAUAACAACACUCCAGUCUGUAGGCACAACAGUAGGCAGAUACUUGAUAUAAAGAGAAAUUCAAUUUUAAUUAAUUUAUUGCGGAGAUAAUAUUACAACCAUGUGCACACACAAAAAUGGUCGCAAAGCCCCUUUACCUCGUGGCCAAACUAAAAUGCCUAACUAAUUUGGCCAUGAGGAAAAUAGCCAAACCGCGUGGUCAUAGUUUAAAAAUAACACACACCGUAAAUGUUCUAGUCACAUCACGGAGAAAUAAGAGACCAACAGAAAUGAAAAAAUAUUUGUAUUUGACAAAAAAACUACAUCUUAUAGCCAAAUCUCUAUAAGAGACUACCAGAUUAAAAAAUAUUUUUGUUUUUGACAAUAAAUAUUUUUUUCUUCUUCUUAAAAAUAAAACCGGCCAAGUGCGAGUCGGACUCGCGCACCGAGGAUUCCGUAUGAACCUGUAGGUAGGUAUAUAAGUUUGAUUUUGUUGCAGCUUUUAAGGGACUUUAAACCUGAAUAUUUGAUAUAAAUUUAAAUUUAAUACCUCUACGCGUUCAUGAGGAAAGUAGUAGUAACUUUAAAAUAAAAAAAAAUGUAUUAAAAAAAACUACUUACUAGAUCUCGUUUUUUUUAGUUGUAACAAUCAUGAUGUAAUAAUGUGUAAGUAUUAUUAUGUCCAAUGACUUUAUUGUAAACAACAACAGACUUAACUAACAACACACUUAAACGAAAUACCAACUCUACAACACAUUUUGGCAAGCUUAUAGCUAGAGCAAGAUGAAAGAGCGAGCGAACAUGUGGCUUACCCGUUUCAUUAUACAAGAACUAUUGUAUAACAGAAAAGUAAUGAACAGUCAAUAAUAUUUUCACCUUACGCUCAUGUUGAUGUAGCGAAAUGGCAAAGCCACAUAAUUUGAGAAUAUAGCGAAAUAGCCAAGCCACAUAAAAGUUGUAGAGUUUGUGAAUUUAGGCCUUGUAGAGUUAGGGCGUGUAGAGUUAAAAGCCUGGCUCUACAUGAGAUCUGAUAACUUUUUGUCAGUGCGAGUAAUAUAGUCUCGUCUUAGCAACAUUUUACAUGAAAAUGUUUUUGAUGGGAUUAAAUCUUACGGGAUUGCUACCAUGUACCUUAAUUUUGAGUUUCCGAUAUUUCUGCACUGUUGCAAGCGCCAUGGUCGCGGAGUAACUGAAGAAACUUGCGGGUGAGAUGUUUAAAACAAUAUAUCUAACUAUAUUAAGCUAAAUACUGUAGGAUAUUAUGCUGUUGUGAUAGAGGCUGUCUUCGUACAGUCGACAGCACAUCAACCUAUACAUUUUUGUUGCAAAAUAGCCUGUAAUACUACGAGAUAAGACGCCACUGUGUUUAGGUUGAUGUGCUGUCUUCGUACAUCCAACUAAAGGCUCGUUCCCAUGGUAAUCCAGCUUUGCGGGAUCCAGUGAUGCAGGAUACUGCAAAACAUACAUAUGUAUGUGUGCUAAAAUUCGAAUUACUUACAAAUUCGAACGGAUCCGUUUAUUGCGGGACACUGCGAAUGGGAUGUUCAUGUGAACGUUAUUAUUAAACCACAACAGGAUCCUGCAAAAAACGGGAUGUCUCAGUACUUUAUACAGGGUGUUAGGUAAAUGGGUAUAUGAGCCGACACUAGCCCAUGUUAACAUGGGCAUAUAAAUGGUAUGGUGAAGUCAGAAAUUUGAUAUUAUCAUUUUAUUUUUUUAAAUUUUCAUACAAAAUAUUUUUAUAAAAUCCGAUUUGUAUGAAAAUUAAAAUAAUUUAUAUUAAGAUAUCAAUUUUCUGACUUCACCAUAUCAUUUAUAUGACCAUGUUAACAUGGGCUAGUGUCGGCUCAUAUACCCAUUUACCUAACACCUUGUAUACAAGCCUUUUAGGAUAAAUUACGAAAUAACAUUAGAGGUGAAUCACUUCUAUUUUAUCUGAAUAAAUAAUAGUUAUGUUUUAAUAAUUAAGGUGAUUUGGCUCUUACCUAAAUUAAUUGUUUUUUAUUUCAGUACUUAGAAAAAAAUAGGUAAGUAUCAGAUUACUAUUGUAGAAAUAAGACUGACUUUAUUGACAUAAGACUUCCUUGCUACCGCGUAAAUAAUGAGUUACUACCUACUAAGUACAAAUAAAAGUAUUUCUAAAAGUUCUUAAUAAUAGAUUUUAAUCCAUUAUGCCUACUCUAAUUAAACUCUAUCUGUUAAUUUAUCCGUUUACACGCCUAAGGCUGAGUGGCACCACCUAACUUUGAGCUUAACUUUGACCAUAACCAGUGUUUAUUGUUUAUAGUUUGACAGAUUUUUUACGUUUAUAUUAUAGUUAAAUUAAGAUGGUGCAACCCAGCCUAAGAGUACAGACUUUUUAUUAACCGAUAGUAGUCAAGUAUGAAAGUGCGCACAUUAGUAGGCGCGCACACCGUUGAUUUUUAGUUGGCCGAUAGUUGUGCCCGAUUUUAAAUUGUAUGAAGAAUCGGCCAAAUCGAAUCGGUGUAGUGUGCGUACUCCCAUACAUGCCCAUACUGAUCAACUGCCCGACUAAACUAUCGGCCGACGAAAAAUCAACGGUGUGCGCCUACUCUUACACCGAUUUGCUAUUGGCCCGAUUCCUCAUACAAAUUGGCACCGACCAAACUAUCGGCCGAUUAAAAGUCUGUAGACAGGGGCUCUAACAUUAUAGUACGAGUAUAAAAAAUAGUUGAUAACAAAGAAAGAUCCCUACAAAACUUUCACCAAACAUAUUCUAUAAAAGUCAUGUAUUCCACAAAAUUUCAAAGCGCAUACCCAAGAAAGGUCAAUAAAUUAUCUGGUCGCCAGAAAACGUUUCCAAAAGCAAUACAACUUUACUUCAAUAUUGCACUAAAUAGUAGAUGGACACUUUGAAACACAUUUGCCACAAAAUAUACAAAAAAAAAUGAAACAACAGAGAUCCUUUGCUUGGCAAAAAACUAAUAGUCAGUCACAUCUACAUGUCGUCCAUGAACCAUUCAAAAGUACAACCCAUACAAAAAAGAGGUGCCCUGACUAAAACUUUGCUUAAAGCAUCUUAAAA